GUGAAACUUUUCAAGGGACUAGAAUGUUUCCUGUGAUCUGAUUGCAAAUAAGUUCUGGAACUCGAACGCAUUGUGACGUCAUCGGCUCAUAGAACUGAUCUCUCCCAGUGAACACGUUCCACUGCUGUCUCAGAAGUUAGUCCCAAAUCACAUAAGAUAUCACUACGAUCUCAAGCGGAUACAACAUUGCAUCACUGCACGUUUUCUACGGAGGCAAACAAAUCGUCAGAAAUAUUUGUAUUUCUGCAACCAAAUACUUCUAACCAGUCUGUAAUUUGUGGUGUACUAACCUUUGGUUCAAAUGGACGGAGGAGACGGACCCCACAUUCGUCCUAGUUGGCAACAUCGUCUGCGCCACUUGAUGGAGGAUAUUGCACAUCACGCGCGUAUUGGCGCUGGAAUGAUCGUCUGGCUGCAAUUCAUCAUCGCUAAUGGACUGGAAAACGAAGCUGUGUUGAUUGCCGUUGUUGAUGAAAAUCUUGCCAACGGUGAAGGAGUUCGCCGCGCUGGAGCUGCUGCUGCUGCUGCUGUUGAGCCCCAAAUUGACAUGGUGGUCAACCAGCUUCUGAGAGCAGCUGCUCGGCCCCAAGUUGACGUGGAAGUCAACCGGCCUGUGGAAGCAGCUGCUGAGCCCCAAGUUGACAUGGAAGUCAACCGGCCUGUGGAAGCAGCUGCUGAGCCCCAAGUUGACGUGGAAGUCAACCGGCUUGGGGAAGCAGAAGAUCCCCUGCCAGGAGGAUCCAGCAGGAGGUUGUCUGAUGCCGCCUCUGACAGUGACUAUAGCAGCGAUGCUGAGGAAGAAGACCCAGCAUCCGUGCCCUCCUCUAGCCCCGUGCCUGGAGGAUCCAGGAAGAGGUCAAGAGAGGAAGACGAUGAAGCUGAUGAGAUGAGUGCAAAGCGAAUCAGGUGCUUGUCUAACGCCGUCUCUGACAGUGACGAUGGCAGCGAUGCUGAGGAAGACGACCCAGCAUCAGCGCCCUCCUCUAACCCGAUACCUGGAGGAUCCAGGAAGAGGUCAAGAGAGGAAGACGAUGAAGGGAAUGAGAGAAGCAGCAAACAAUUCAGACACUAAUUAAGUUUGCUGACAGACAUUUCUCCAGAAUCCUAUAUUAAUGUCCCAAGUUGACGUGGAAGUCAACCGGCCUUAUUCUGAUGACUCUGAUGCCAUUUGUCUUUCAAAGAGAUUAUGAAUUUAGAAUUUUUUAGUUUUAUGAAUUUAGUUUUUUUUAGUUUUAUGAAUUUAGUUAUAUUUUUUUAUUUUGUAUCACAACUGUACUAUCCUGAAAUGUUUGAGUUUAGAGAUUUACAUUGUUUACUUUUGACGAAAUAAAUAAUAAAACACCUGGCAUAAACAGGUUUCAUACAGUAAUACUGAAGGACAAACCUGGUGUUUAGUUUAUUACUCCAACUCUUUUAUUCCUUCUGCUAUCAGGUUAUUAAACUCAGACCGUAGUCAUUUCAGGUGAGAUUUUUAUUGACAGUUCCCUUACAUGAUAAAUCAUGUAACAAUGUCUAUUUAUUA
Sebastes umbrosus (honeycomb rockfish) is the source of this 1522-nucleotide messenger RNA. Its product is annotated as coiled-coil domain-containing protein 8-like. The transcript has 3 exons. The coding region runs from base 302 to 1072 and encodes 256 amino acids. NCBI's taxonomy places the organism in Eukaryota, Metazoa, Chordata, Actinopteri, Perciformes, Sebastidae. The record is from RefSeq and is a predicted model, not a curated record.